This is a messenger RNA of Larimichthys crocea (large yellow croaker), 2459 nucleotides long. RefSeq names its product v-ral simian leukemia viral oncogene homolog Ba (ras related) (gene ralba). Gene Ontology annotation, cellular component: membrane. The transcript has 5 exons. NCBI's taxonomy places the organism in Eukaryota, Metazoa, Chordata, Actinopteri, Sciaenidae. Bases 265 to 888 code for a protein of 207 amino acids. The record is from RefSeq and is a predicted model, not a curated record. Gene Ontology annotation, molecular function: GTP binding; GTPase activity. Gene Ontology annotation, biological process: signal transduction.
UGCUUCCUGUCCUCUGUGGUUUUCACAUCCGGAAGGUGGGGCUUUUGUUGCAGGAGCUUCUUUGCAUUUGGAGAACCAAUGCCUGGAAAUCCUCUAUUAAUGCAGUCAUCAAGAUAACACCGAGCGAGGGCACAAAUACAAAUCCUGCUUCGGGUUGUGUCAGAGAGUGUCUGGUGCAGAGAAGUGUGUGUGAGUGUGUGUGUGUGUGUGAGUGAGUGUGUGUAUGAGUGAGUGUGUGAAAGAGACACAAAGAAGAAUCCAGUGAUGGCUACCAGUAAAAGUAAAAACCAGAGCUCUCUGGCACUGCACAAGGUGAUAAUGGUGGGCAGUGGAGGAGUGGGGAAGUCAGCCCUCACCCUGCAGUUCAUGUAUGAUGAGUUUGUGGAGGACUACGAGCCCACCAAGGCAGACAGCUACAGGAAGAAGGUGGUUCUGGAUGGAGAGGAGGUCCAGAUCGACAUUCUGGACACAGCCGGUCAGGAGGACUACGCUGCCAUCAGGGACAACUAUUUUCGCAGUGGGGAAGGUUUCCUGCUGGUUUUCUCCAUCACAGAGCAUGAGUCCUUCAGCGCCACUGUGGAAUUCAGGGAGCAGAUCUUGCGGGUGAAGGCGGAAGAGGACAAGAUUCCUCUCCUACUGGUCGGAAACAAGUCGGACCUGGAGGAGCGUAGGCAGGUAUCUGUGGACGAGGCCCGAGGGAAAGCAGAGGAGUGGGGGGUACAAUAUGUGGAGACAUCAGCCAAAACCAGAGCCAAUGUUGACAAGGUAUUCUUUGACCUGAUGCGUGACGUACGAGGCAAGAAAAUGUCAGAAAACAAAGACAAAAACGGCAAAGGAAAGAACAAGAAGAACAAGAAGAGUUUCAAAGAAAGAUGCUGUUUACUUUGAACUUCAUGGACCUUAACAACCCAAAAUACAACUGUUCAGUUGGGGAACAAAGCAGAGCGCCCUUGCCAUUGCCAUUCAAAUUAAAUUUGAUCUUUUUUAAAUAGCUGGUCAUAGUUUAGUGUUUAGAACAAUUUCAACUACUUUUUUCUUUUUCGCCAUUUUUAAUUCAUGAAAUCUGAAGUUGCCGUCUCGAUGAAAGAUGUUGUGACUGUGACUUGACUACAGUGCCCAAUGACCAAACUGCCACUGACACUAACUCUGCUGCUCAAGAUAUUCUCCACUGUUUAACUCAGCGAUCAUACUGCCUUUUGACUUUGGUUCAGUAUGUUUUACACCAGAAUUGUCUUUGUCUAAACAGUGCUCUUAAUUUCUUUACCUGCUCUUUAAUCGUAACCUGCUCAGUCUAUGUUUGUAUAGACCCCUUGAAUAUAUGUUCAUCAAUUUACAAGGAACUCUAAUACUGCUGUCUGUCAUAUCUGUAAUCAUUUAUGAUGACACGUAAUGUCUUGUCUGUUGAUGAUGUUGGCCUCAUUCAUUCAUCGGUCUAGACUGAGCUCUCAGACUUCAGAGCGUGUUUUGAAUGGCUGUUGAAACUAGAAGUUUCACAUCUUUCGAGCUCUUGAGGCUGCUGUUUUUUCGGAUCAUCCAGUGAUAUGUGAUUUUCUGACCACAGACAGAAGAAUCAGACCUGUUGCCAAACAGUUUUUUUUUUCUUUUUUCUUUCAUUUUUAUGAGGUCUUACCACAAGUCAUGAGAAGCUUUGCGUUUUUUCAGCUGCUGCAAAAUAAUAUCUUUGGUGACUGUAAAAACAAAUUUAUGGUUACAGAAAGCUCACAGAGCUUCAUGUAGAUAUUUUAACAUCUGUUAGAUAUUUUAAGGCUGUGAAGAGAAAAAAAAGGUUGUAAUGUGGUUACUAGUUUUUUUUUGUUGCUGAUAAAUGAGAGAGCUGACCUGUUAUUCUAGACAGUGCUCUGCCAUGUUCAUGUAAUUUGGCCCUUCUCACCUUCUCACAGUGCAGCUUGAAGUUUGUACUAUGAGACAGGUGUUGACAAUCCAGGGGGCUAUCACGCUUCUUAUACAUAAUGGCAUUAUAAUCAGUAAUGUCUUAUUAACUCUCAAAAUCUCUGAUGUUCUUUUUAUUCCUCGGACUUUUGAAUAACAUGCACUACAUUUCAGAUACCUAAGAACUGGACUUCAUGUUGAAUGGAGUCACGCUGGAGAUUUUUAAACAGUUUGUGCCAACAAAAUCACACACACACAAAAAAAAAACAAAAUCAAACUAUGUUUGUGGAUGUAUAGUAUGUAUGUCAAUUAACUGAGUGUGCAUUUAGCAGGAAAUCCUACUACCUUUCUGUGUCUGUGUGAGUGAAGCUUUGACAAGGGCACCAACUUCUUAACUGUUGUUUAAUCAAGUGCUACAGUGAACAAGAUGUUUCUACCACUGCCUAAACCAUUCCUUGUAACAUGUCCUCCUUUUUGUUCCCCCUUUUACUUCCUACAGCUGUGAGUAUGCUUUUAUCUCUCUGCAGCGGGUGUUGCUGAAUAAAUGCUUUUUUUCUCCUUUGUAAAUA